This is a messenger RNA of Entelurus aequoreus (snake pipefish), 4134 nucleotides long. RefSeq names its product solute carrier family 25 member 55a (gene slc25a55a). Gene Ontology annotation, biological process: aspartate transmembrane transport; malate-aspartate shuttle; L-glutamate transmembrane transport. The coding region runs from base 2521 to 3576 and encodes 351 amino acids. NCBI's taxonomy places the organism in Eukaryota, Metazoa, Chordata, Actinopteri, Syngnathiformes, Syngnathidae. Gene Ontology annotation, molecular function: L-glutamate transmembrane transporter activity; L-aspartate transmembrane transporter activity. The record is from RefSeq and is a predicted model, not a curated record. The transcript is spliced from 3 exons.
CGGCAUUGUGGGGGUGACUUGUGUCUUCCCCAUCGACCUGGCAAAGACCAGGUUACAGAACCAGAGGCAAGGUCAGCAGGUCUACAAGAGCAUGAUGGACUGCCUUGUCAAGACAGUUCGAUCAGACGGCUACUUUGGCAUGUACAGAGACCUGGUCCCCCUGGGAUGGUAUUGAAGGCUAGCCGAUAAGGCGCAGCCGCGCUGGAGGCAAAUCAUUAAUGGUUCUUACUAUAUUGCUCUAUUCCAACUACAGGCAACAUAUGUUGUUUUGCCAUCAAAGUGUCUUCAUGUCAUCAAUGUUCUUUCUGCUCCUUUCCUUCACCACUAUGACGUGUCUUUGUAAGCUUUGGUUCAACUUGCAAACUCACUAAGAACCUUUUCCAAGUUUGUCACUGACUAGUCACCUCUGUCUUCUCAGGCUGGACUAAAAUAUAUUUCAUUAAUCAGCAUAUUGUCUGGACUGUAGAGCCACACCCACUAAACUUUAGAAGAAAACAUAGUUUUCUAUAAGCUGCAGAUAUAUACUUUGCGAACUGAGGUAUUUACACAGAAAUAUUCUGUAAAUGUUUAUUUACGUGUUUCCAAACGGUGUCUGUAAGACGGCUGAUCAAACAUAACACAAGUCCUGGACCCACUAUUUCUACUGAAUAUGAAGCAAGGACCGCAGUCGUGACUUAAACCUCCCAAGGGCUCCAAAUAAACCAAUAGCACACUUAAGCCUUCACAAUAAGAUCCCUGUGCGUUACUUCCUUUCUGACUGAGCUAACAAAAUAAGUGUCUUGGAAUGUGGUGUGCGGAUCGAUACCAGGGGCCAUAUUUAGCAAGCUUCUUAGAAUUACUCCUAAGAAGUCUGCUAAGAGUUGAUUUAAGAGUAAAUAAAUUCUUCGCUGAAAGCUGCACUUAAAAUUUAGUUAUCAAGUGUCUUACUCACACUUUCAGCGAAGUGUAGGACUGAAUCUUAAGUGUCACACUCAGAGCUGAAUUACGACAUUACUAUGUGCCGUAAACGGUAUUUUAGGUGACGUAAUUUCUGUGUCCAUAGAAAUGACCAAUCACGGAAGGGAAUCCCUUGUCUAAGAAUAAAGAAAUAUCUUAGAAAUAUUUAAGUGGACAAUGGGAGUGUAUAUUUUGACAAUAAACUACAAAAUAAUACAAAACAAACAAUAUUGGCAAUGAAUCAAAAAUAAAUGUUUUCUUUUUGUUGCACCUUUCCUGCUUCCUGUUCCCAGACCGUAGUCGAAGAGUGCAGGGGAGACACUUCUCCAGGGCCAAUGUAUGCUCGGGGCAACACCCUUCACUUUACCCGGCAGUGGGUCUCCACAGCGGACGACUUUAGAGUGAAUGAUGAGUCCGGCGAUUAGUUGCAAAUCUUGCUUUAUUGAUUGCUUGCACACAGCCAAUCCAACACAAAACAAACUAGUCCCGCCCGCACUCACGCUACCGCUCCCUCUCUUCUCUCGCCCACACACUCACUGACGUCACUCACCUCACAUGCUGUCACCUAUUAAAGGGCCACACACACACAUACGUUACUCCUCAUAACAUUUUCUUUCCAAUUCAUUAAUUACCGUAGGCAACUAACUUGAAACUGGUGUGGGUGGCUCUAUAUAUAUACUAGCCCACUGCAGCCACAUGCAGAAAUCAACAUGGAAUCGAAAAUUAUUAAAUCUGUGACAAAAAUAAUACCCGCUCUUUCUAAACGAUACCGUUUGAUCAGCUGCUCGUCAUCAAACAAAGCCAGGACAUCCUUCCGCUCCCAGAACGUUGGCGCACGUCUCUCUCGCCUCAGUGCCAUCCCCCGCUGGCAACUCCUAACCACUUAAGACACCUCUGAAGGUCUCUUAAAUAUCGUGGAGAGUAGGAGUGAUUCUUAGACUUAAGAAAGUUGAUAAAUAGCUUUUAUUCUUAAGUUUGAGAGUAGGACUAAAUUUCGCAAAUUCUUAGGACUUAAGUGUAAAAUGGCACUCUAAGACGCUUGAUAAAUACAGGCACAGAUCUUUAUGCUCUGAUAUCCUUUCUUAAAUCAAAAAUAUAGACACUUUUGAUAAAUUUGUUUGGGGGUUCCCUAACUUUUUCCACCAAGGGCUGCACAGUUAAAGGUCAAAGAAUGCGAGGGCCCUAUUGAAAUGUUGAAUUACAAAAAAUGCUAAAAGCAGAUUGUUUCAGGUUUGUAUUAGAAGUGACUGAUUACAUUAUUAUUAAUUAUUAGUUGGAACAUUUCAGUUUAGGGUUAACCCAUAACCUAGUGUCAACAAUUCAUUAUUAAUGUUCAGUUACAUAUUUAGCAAUGUUCAUUGUUGUCAUUUUUCAAAUUGAUUACUUUGUAAGUUUGUAUUUAAUAUUUUGAUUAACUAACUAAACGUUCUCCUCUCUGAGCUGCCACCUUACCUAGGUGAGGGAUCAGACAAAGAGCAGCUCGAAGACCUCAAUGAAAAAUAAAACCUAUGGACCCAGAUUUCCCUCGCCCGGACGCGGGUCACCGGGGCCCCCCUCUGGAGCCAGGCCCGGAGGUGGGGCACGAUGGCGAGCGCCUGGUGGCCAGGCCUGCUCAGAGAGUACGGGGUAUCGGACUGUCUGAUUGUGGCGGUCCGCUCCCUGUAUGAUCAGUGCCAGAGUUUGGUCCGCAUUGCCGGCAGGAAGUCGGACACGUUUCCAGUGAGGGUUGGACUCCGCCAAGGCUGCCCUUUGUCACCCAUUCUGUUCAUAACUUUUAUGGACAGAAUUUCUAGGCGCAGUCAAGGCGUUGAGGGGAUCUGGUUUGGUGGCUGCAGGAUUAGGUCUCUGCUUUUUGCAGAUGAUGUGGUCCUGACGGCUUCAUCUGGCCAGGAUCUUCAGCUCUCGCUGGAUCGGUUCGCAGCUGAGUGUGAAGUGACUGGGAUGAGAAUCAGCACCUCCAAGUCCGAAUCCAUGGUUCUCGCCCGGAAAAGGGUGGAGUGCCAUCUCCGGGUUGCGGAGGAGACCCUGCCCCAAGUGGAGGAGUUCAAGUACCUCGGAGUCUUGUUCACGAGUGAGGGAAGAGUGGAUCGUGAGAUCGACAGGCGGAUCGGUGCGGCGUCUUCAGUAAUGCGGACGCUGUAUCGAUCCGUUGUGGUGAAGAAGGAGCUGAGCCGGAAGGCAAAGCUCUCAAUUUACCGGUCGAUCUAUGUUCCCAUCCUCACCUAUGGUCAUGAGCUUUGGGUUAUGACCGAAAGGACAAGAUCACGGGUACAAGCGGCCCAAAUGAGUUUCCUCCGCCGGGUGGUGGGUCUCUCCCUUAGAGAUAGGGUGAGAAGCUCUGCCAUCCGGGGGGAGCUCAAAGUAAAGACGCUGCUCCUCCACAUGGAGAGGAGCCAGAUGAGGUGGUUCGGGCAUCUGGUCAGGAGGCCACCCGAACGCCUCCCUAGGGAGGUGUUUAGGGCACGUCCGACCGGUAGGAGGCCACGGGGAAGACCCAGGACACGUUGGGAAGACUAUGUCUCCCGGCUGGCCUGGGAACGCCUCGGGAUCCCCUGGGAGGAGCUGGACGAAGUGGCUGGGGAGAGGGAAGUCUGGGCUUCCCUGCUUAGGCUGCUGCCCCCGCGACCCGACCUCGGAUAAGCGGAAGAAGAUGGAUGGAUGGAAUAACUAAACGUUUAUAUUUUAAGUUUUUUUUUUUUAUUCUGAGAGCUUAAUAUUUUAGACCAGGGGUGUCAAAACUUGUUUAGUUUAUAAAAAAAAAAGAAACUGGUAUAUUUUUUUUACUUAUCGGUAUCAGUGAUACCAGUCUGCAUUUUAGAAAUAAAAUAAAAUGAGUGAUGUUAAAGGCUUACAUGUUUACAGAAAUAAUACUUACAUGCCAUUUAAUGACACUUUUCAAUAACAAUUCCUUUUUUCAAAAUGACCCUUUGGAGUUUGAAUAGACUGUAGUGUGAAUGUAAAGUUAAAGUGUAAGAAAAAGGAGACGUGCAGCUGAAAGAAAGAAGCAUAAUGCCCAGCCCUGAUCACUAACAUCUUUUAUUCUGCUGUCUUUCACCAUGUUGGUUGUUCAUGUUUGCAUCCAUGUCUGUCUCCUCUACUCUUGUCUUUCUACUCAAUGUUGAUUCUCUUCACAUAGGACAUAUUAGUGCAGUAAUGAUAAUGGUGGGCAAUGUUUGUUUUGUUGGAACUCCCAAAUGA